Drosophila pseudoobscura is the source of this 3958-nucleotide messenger RNA. Its product is annotated as GTP-binding protein Di-Ras2. The record is from RefSeq and is a predicted model, not a curated record. The transcript has 7 exons. Gene Ontology annotation, molecular function: GTPase activity; GTP binding. Lineage: Eukaryota; Metazoa; Arthropoda; Insecta; Diptera; Drosophilidae. The coding region runs from base 569 to 1411 and encodes 280 amino acids.
UCCAGGUGUCUGUGGCUUUUGUGCUCGUGAUCAGAGAUUUGCUAGAACAUAAAUCAGAAGUUUAAUCAAUCUCACGUGCCGAUUUGCAGUUUUCCCACCAGUUUCGCCAGUUACUUCGAGGUGAUUAAGUAUACGACAGCACAACGCGGCCACCCUCGAGCGGAUGCGGAAGUCGCUAAAGCGGAAGUCCGCACGGUUCUAGCUGUUGGGGAAAUAGCAGAGGGGAAAGUGGUGCCAGAACAUCCACAUUAAAACGGAAAACGGAAAUCAAACUAAAGUGUGACGCCACACUCGGACUCAUAAUGUUCGAACCCAAGCUGCUCCAGAAACAGAAACACACCAGCAAUAAAACAUAAUGUUGAAGCAGCAGUAGCUGUAGCUGUAGCACUGAGGCAGAAAGAACACACACAAAUGUACACAGAGCCAAAGGCAUUCCAUUGAAAGUAAACGACAAAGAAGGAUCCUCUUGCACCAGAGCCAGGAGCAGAGCCUCUCAAGUGAGGCCAAUUCCUUGAGCGACAAACGAUUUACAGUCUAAACAGACGACGACGACGGCGACUGGGACAAAAUGGCGGACUUGGAACGCAUACGCCUCGUGCUGCUUGGCGGGGCCGGAGUGGGCAAGAGCUCCAUUGUAAAGCGUUUCCUAUUUAAAACCUACACAGACAAGUACCGCGCCACCGUCGAGGAUCUCUACAACCGCGAGUACGACCUGGGUGGCGUCACGUUAAAGGUGGACAUUUUGGACACGUCCGGUGACAUGCAAUUCCCUGCCAUGCGACGCCUCUCCAUUGCCACGGCGCACGCGUUCAUGCUCGUCUAUGCCGCCACAUCAGCGCCCAGCUUCCAGUGUGUGAAGCAGUGCUUCGAGGAGAUCCGAGAGCAGCGCGGUGACUUCCAGGACAUUCCUAUUGUGAUUGCCGGGAACAAAGCCGACCUGGCCCCCACCCACAGGGAGGUCAAACAGGAGGAGGUGACAGAUUGGGUUUUCUGCGAGCUGCCGCGCUUAAGGGCCAAGGUCCUCGAGUGCUCAGCGAAAGAGGACAGCAACGUGACCGAGCUGUUCAAGUCCUUGCUUUCCCUGUCCCGCUUCCUGCCCACCAGCAGCGGCAGCAGCGGGUCCGGCGGCGGGGUGGCCGGCGAGGCGGCGCCCAGCGGAUUCAAGCGCCGCUCCUCCGCCUACGUCAGUGCCUCGUCCAGUCGCAACAAAAACCGCAUGAACAGUCCGGCUUUGGGCGCGGCUGGGGGCAGCGGCGACAAGAAGCCCUCCAGCCUCGUCGAUGCGGUGGAUGUGGCCAGCACCAGUGCCGAAGCGAAGCUGAAGCCGCGUUCCAGGUCCCUCAUCCGCCGCGCCUCCCGCAAGACCAAACAGCAAAUCAACAACGCAUCCGAUGACUGCAAUUUGCAGUAAAUAUUCAAGGCGUCGGGGGCAUAAUUAAAUUAUGGAUUAUGUGGCCACACAAUAUGUAUUAUUAAUAGUGGAUUGCAGUUAAUUAGUGUGCAUAAACAAAGGGCGCGAAUAUUUUUGUUCGAUGUAAUGAGUUGAUAACGUGUUUACGGCAUUAAAUUCGUGAAACCCAAACUUGCUCAAAGGCAAACAAACCAGUAACCCAGUAACCCAGUCACCCAGUCACCCAGUAUCCCUGUAACCCGUAUGUGUUGAUAAUAAAUGUACAACUCGAUAAUUAGUGUAUGCAAGCAAUACGUAUUUGCAUAUUGGCUAUCUAAAGCAUUAUUUUGUGCCACAAUGGCAUACUCCAAAUGAAACUCCAUGCCUGAAUGCGUUCAGGAAAAAUAUUAUUUAAAGAGUGCAGAUUAUAUUCCCAUUUGUAGCAUUUACCAGACCGCAUCCAGCAGUCGAGUCCGAUGGUCGCUGUCCAUUUGUCAGAUAUCUAUGCCAAAAUGUCUCUCAGUUUUACUUAGAGAGAGAAACUGUCAGUCAGGGACCUUGCAUCUAUGGUUCUAUGGAAAAAUAACUCUUAAGCUGAGUUAAUUACAAAUAUUCAGGGGAAAUCGGUUUAGGGUCUGCAUUAGGAUGGGCUAUUAAUUCCUUGAACUGAAUUGAGUGGCACACCAUUUCGAUUUAUUGGUUACUACUGCUUAGGGGGACCAGUUUAUUUAUAUUUGAAAUUACUUUUAUACGACUAAGGAAUAUAGAUUUUCCACAGAGAAUUUUGAGAAUUUCACUCUUGCCUGAGGUGGAAAUUUGUGCGCGGAAUUUGAAUUUAAUCAGUGUCGGGAGAGGGGGAGGUCUGGCGGGGCAUCGAAGAAUCGUAGUACAGUUCAUAGAGUUCCUUUUGACGAGAAAUUAAUGGCUCAGUCGUUGUUAUUCUGGGAGAAGACUAAGUUUAAUGCGUUUUCCAUUGGCUGGCUAUCAUAAUACCUGCAGGUAUAAUAACUUAAACAUAGCUCUAAGGUUACUUCUAAAUGGAAUAUACAUAUUUACAAGUGUACACAAACUUAAUUGCACAUCUAGCUGACACUGUAGUCAAUAUUGAAGCGUUUCAAAAAAUCUUGAUGUUCCAAUGGUGGUGGAUGGGUAAAGAGGUUUGGAUUUGAGCAGCUCCUCUCCACUUGAAUCAGACAUGAAGGCCAAAAGGAAAUCACAGCGAGAAAGAGUGUGGGGAAAGGAAUACCAUAAAGCAAUUUCGUGGCAUUUUCUUUUGGCUUUCAAGAACCACUGAAAAAGUAGGAAAAUCUUUUACGGAAAGUACAACAUACAUAAAUUUACUAUGCAAAAAACGUAAUUGUAAAAUAAAUUUGAUGCGUUUUUGAGGAAUGUUUUUCAAGGAUUAUACAGGGUGUACUUCUUAUGCUAAAUGGCCAAAAAAUCAAAGUUCCCACAAAGCACACUUUGGUUAAAUUUUUCGGUGCUUUGUGGGAGAUUUACGAUAAAGAAUACUCGACAAAUCUGUUGCAUGCAAAUUAUUAUCCAUUUCCACACAAGUUACAGUUACAGUUACAGUUACAGUUGCAAUGGUGUGAAUGCAUGUGUGCUGUGGGUGCAUGUGAUAAGAAACUCUUUGUGUUGUCUCUCUCUCUCUCUCUCUUUCUGUCUCUCUGAAUUACUUAUUCAAUAAGAUUUAUUUGAAAGACUACGGAAUAAACUGUUAGAUGGUACAGAGCAUGGCAGGAGAUAACUAAUGGAUUUGUAAAUGAAAAGAAUAAAAGCAGAUGCAAAGUGAAUUGUGAUGGUAUAUUGUAGAAUACAUAACAUACAUACAUACCAGUAUAUACAUAUGUACAUAUGUAUGUACAGAGUAUAAUAUAACUGUGCAGAAAGGUUGAUUUGUUCAGUAGUUUAAAUAGAGAUUUAUUUUAAUUUCUUAGUUCAUUUCGGUCCAGGCUAUGGCCAAGCCACGAGUUAUUUAGUUAUAUAUAAUAUGUAUAAGAAUACAAUGUGCAGCGGAGUUUGUUUUAUAUGUAAUACGGUUUAUACAUUGUUACUGCGUGUAGUUAAAUGAAACAAAUCUUAAGAGCCCUCACUGGCGCUCGAUCUCUUAUCAACCAACUGUAACCUGCAUACAAACAUACAUACAAUACGUUUACAUAUAUAUAUAUCAGCGACUAGUGGGAUCACAUGGGAGAGCCGGCAUUUCUUUAAGAUUUCACCGUACACCGUAUAUCAGUAUAUCAGUACAUAUGUACAUCAGCUGGCUAAACCACUUAUCCAAUUUUGAAAUACACACACACAUAUGUAUUUUUGUCUACGUAAUUCGAUUGUUCUACCAAUUAAAGUUAAGCCCAAAUGGGAGUCGCUCUACUUACCACCACUAAAUCCAAAAAUACUGUAACCUAAAAAUAGUUAAAAGCAUAAAACAAAAAACCAAAAUAACUUUCUAGGUGUGCGUACAUAUGUGUAUCACUGUCAUGUACUUGUAGACUAAUUGAAUUUCAAUUCAAAUUGAAUUAUUGACAAUUGUAUUAGCCCGUUAAAAUAAACCACAAUACGUCCCAA